UUUUUUUAGGAUAUUGAUACACAUUUUUGCAGGUUAAGUGUUAUAUUUUGAACAUAGCAAACUGAAUCAAAUUAGAAAAUAUUGAAUAGGACGCAUAGGAACAAACAAAAUAUAACAUGGGAAGAGAAGCCGACAGGUUAAGCAUCAUUAGUAUGAAGUUCAACGCUUCUGGAAGAAAGGGUAGGCAGUUUCAGGAAUAUCGAAAUUCUUAUCUAAACGAUGUAGUCGGACAAAAUCAACCCGAUUUAUUAUUUUUGCCGGGAGACAAGCCUGAUAUGUCAUCACCAGUGUUGACUGAUUAUCGUCAAGCCCAAGUCGUUCAUAAUCAAGAUACUGUACUUUUAUACGAUACAAAGAGAUUGCAAUUGCAGACUCAAAACUCUCACGAGCUUAUAUCAUCUUUAGUGGUUCCUGGGAUCACACAAGGCAAACUUUUGUAUCCCUUAGUUAACAUCCUGGCUCCGAAACCUACUCAACAUAUCGUGAAACAGUUUCAUUGUAUCAGUUGGCACUGGGAGCUUACGCAGACAACAUCACAGGAACUGUAUACGUUUGCCUCCCGUUACUUAUGGUUGGCACAAUAUCUAGGAUGGAUUACUGGAGUAGAGAUUUUAAUAGGAGGAGAUUUUAAUCUAAAACUUCCACAGGUACAACAACUCGUAGAUGAACAUAAUCAAAUAGUUCAAAAUUCAAUAGAAAAUGUCAAACCUUUCUUCAGAGAAAUGGGCUUUCUGGAUGACAUGACAGAUUAUGUACAUCGGCCAGGACGUCUUCUCCGACAACUUAAGCUUCACCAGUGUAAGUCUGUAGCAGGUAUCAACCAAGAAACGGACUAUUUUGUUGCAUCAAAAGAAAUGCAGCUAUGUAAAACUGAAAUGAUGACUACAUCCACACUCCCAGGAAGAUGUACCACACUAACAUUAACCAAGCCAUCUACUCAAAAUUACUGCCCUUUGCCAACGAAGACAGAAAUGUGCAUCCCAUCAAGACCCCCACGACACAACGGUGGUUAAUUUAGUUUUGCUUAACAUUUAAAGACAAGAAAUACAUUUGUUCUAGAAUUACUAGUACUUAUAACAUUAUCAUACUUGUAGUUAUUUGUUUAUUUUUUUAUGAUUAAGAGUAAACAGUCACAUAAAAUGGGGAAUAACUUUUUGAAAUUAUUUAACAAAUUAGAUUUUAAAACUGUCCGUUUCAGUAGUGUAAUUGGUUUAAGCUUGUUCCCGACUUUAAUCUAACUUUAAAAAACAAACGUAUGCAAUUUGAUAUUGUUGAUAUGUUUUGAGCAAAGUAAAUUCCCCUCAUGUAAGCUUUUUUGUUUAAAGUGAUACAUUUGGAUAUCUAUUUUUCCAAAAAAGAGGUUGUGAUUUCAUAAGCAUAGCUAUUGCUUUGGUGAACUAUCAACGACUAUUAAGACCAGACAUUUACCUUUUAUAAAUUUAUAUAUUAUUAUUCAAUGAACAUUUUUACCUUGUAGUCAAUAUAAUUAUGGCUUAUACACUGUAAAAUGCAUAAUUUUUAUGAUGUGGCAUUGUGUGAAAAUUAUACAGAACCCAGUUUUUUUUUAAUAUGCAUGUACAAUUAAAGGGACUCAAAUAUUCAUCUCUGUCUAUAAAAUGAAAUUUUCUAGUUACUCUUCCAAAAUUUAACAAAUACGCUAAUUUCCUAAUGUAGAUGUCAAUUAUGCCGGGAAAAACUGGUCCUAGAUACACAAACAUAAAUAUUGUGUCUUUCGUUUUCUAAUUGAGUAUGUAAACUUACUCUGAUACCACGCACAGAGUAUUCAUGUAUUAUUGUGAAUAUUUAAAUGAUUAUGAAUCAAACUUUUUGUGUUUAAUCGACUGCAUGUGAUUACUCUAAUUAACUGGGUACACAUUUUACGAUUAGAACAGUUCUGUAUGGACUCGUGGGAUAAAUUGAUAUAUUACAAAUAUUAGUUGGAAAAAUAAAAACACUGCACAUACUGCACAAGUAUAAUACUUACUUUAAAGACAAGGAAAUACUUUUUGUUUUCGUAUGAAACAGAAUUAACGGACAAUUUAUGAACUAAUAUGACUAGUUAAGGGGAUAUUUACAAUUAGUAAACUCAUAGUUUUCUGUAUUUAUUAAACUGUUUCUUCCCAAUUGGAAAACUUCCAUAACCUUUCAGUUUUACGUAACAUUUUUUUUAUUUAUUUGCUUGGACAGUGUUUUUGGUAUAUAUUUAUAAUGAAAAUUAACAAAACUUUAUCGAGGAAAUGCACUGUGUGAUAAAAUGAAUAUGUGAAUGUACUCAAAUUUAACAAGUCAAUUCUAUUUGCAUUUUCAAUUUUUCAAAAAUGUAUCAACUAAGCUGUAUUUGGCCAUAUCAUAUUCUAUGCAUAACACACAUUAUCAAUUUAUGUAAUAGUGUUCUUUAA
Mytilus trossulus (common blue mussel) is the source of this 2399-nucleotide messenger RNA. RefSeq lists its product as uncharacterized. Lineage: Eukaryota; Metazoa; Mollusca; Bivalvia; Mytilida; Mytilidae. The record is from RefSeq and is a predicted model, not a curated record. Bases 117 to 1013 code for a protein of 298 amino acids. The transcript is spliced from 2 exons.